Messenger RNA from Salvia hispanica, 1135 nucleotides. Its product is annotated as phenylacetaldehyde reductase-like. The record is from RefSeq and is a predicted model, not a curated record. Gene Ontology annotation, molecular function: oxidoreductase activity, acting on the CH-OH group of donors, NAD or NADP as acceptor. NCBI's taxonomy places the organism in Eukaryota, Viridiplantae, Streptophyta, Magnoliopsida, Lamiales, Lamiaceae.
CGCCCAUUUCUGCUCUCUAUUUGAGAGAGAGUGUGGGAAAGGGAAAGAAAUCAGAAAUGGAAAAGGUAGUAUGUGUUACAGGAGCAUCCGGCUACAUAGCGUCCUGGUUGAUUAAGCUUCUCCUCCAGCGUCGCUACACUGUUAAGGCCACCGUCAGGAACCUCCGUGAGUCAAGCAAGGUUGGGCAUCUAACAUCACUCGAAGGUGCUAAUGAGAGAUUGCAUUUAUACGAAGCCGACUUACUCGAUGAAGGAUCCUUCGAUUCUGCUGUUGAUGCCUGCCAAACAGUCUUUCACACUGCAUCACCCGUUGCCCUUUCCGUUUCCGAUCCACAGACAGAGCUAAUUGAUCCUGCGCUCAAGGGCACCGUUAAUGUGCUCAAUUCCUGCAUUAAAUCAUCAACCAUCAAAAGAGUUGUAAUCACAUCUUCGAUUGCAUCCGUUAUGUUCAACUACGAUUCGUUAAACCUAGGAGAGGAUGUUAUAGUAGACGAGACGUGGUUUUCGGAUCCAAUCUUCUGCCGGGAGAAGAAGGAAUGGUAUGCUCUGUCUAAAACUCUAGCCGAGACAGCAACGUGGAAAAUGGCGCGAGAGAAUGGGCUCGACUUGGUUACAUUACACCCAGGCUUCACCAUUGGCCCUCCCCUCCAGCCAUCUCUCAACUUGAGCUGUGUUGGUCUUCUCAAUCUCAUCAAAGAAGGAAAACAGUUGCUGCCUAAUGGUGUGUACCGGUAUGUUGAUGUUCGGGACGUUGCUCUUGCACAUAUUAUAGCAAUGGAGAAUCCUUCUGCGAACGGCAGGUACUGCCUGGUCGGGAGGGUGGCUUAUUCGUUUGAAGCAUUCGACAUUUUGAAACUCAUUUUCCCUUCUCUCAACCUCCCAACAACGGAGAAUCGGCCGACUAAGCCCCCAUACCAAGUAUCUAGAAAGAGAGCUGAAAGUUUGGGCAUCAGUUUUAGGCCUCUUGAGGAGAGUCUCAAGGACUCUGUUGAAUGCUUCCGUGUCAGAAAUUUGAUUACCUUGUGAAGUUGUAGUAAUUAAUUCUUAUUGUUUCAGAUAUAAUUAGGACAUGUUCUUCAUCUUAAUUUCCAAGUGGUCCAAAUCAAUAUAUAUAGAGAGAGUUGUUUAUCAUUGAA